Messenger RNA from Yamadazyma tenuis ATCC 10573, 1533 nucleotides. Lineage: Eukaryota; Fungi; Ascomycota; Pichiomycetes; Serinales; Debaryomycetaceae. The record is from RefSeq and is a predicted model, not a curated record.
UAGAGUUACCCAUUUUUCACGCAUGAACCUGGGGCAAUCGGCCAGCCUGCAGACACAAUGUCAUAUGUAAAGGAAUAUCCCUCCCUUAUCCAAGCCCCGGGUACAGGGAGGUGGCAGAUCUAUGGGUCAUGGAAUAUGAGCCGAAAGUGACGCGAGUUUGAAUGGAGUUGAGGUCGGCACCCACAGGAGUGACAGCUUAUCCAUGGUUGGGAGUUGCUUUUUCUGGCGGGGCUUUUGGGGAAAAGGUGGCGUGCUCGCACCAGGGGCCUCGAUGCGAAUGGAACUUGAAGAAAAAACUGUUUGAAAAAAAUGGAUCCUCUUUGAUGAAUUGAAUGAAGCAAGUACAUAUUACCCUUAUAUCAAAAUGUGGAUUUUUAUUUUCUUAAAAUUGUUUAUUAUUAUAUAAGUAGUAGUAUCCCGCCGUGCUGGGCUUUUGUAUGUUGUCUGUUAUCUCCCAGUAAUUAGUUCAAUAUGGCAAAGUCUAAAAAUUACGAAUUGUCCCAAUUAUACAGCUCCAGGCCGUAUAAGUCCCGUUACCAAAGACCCUGUGACCUUUGUCGAAAGCGAAAGACUUGUUGCAUCAUGAGUACCCAGUCAACUUGUUUAUCGUGCAUCAAAUCCAAUAAUGGCAAUUGCACUUUUAACGAGGGGCCUGUCCAGCGUCGAAAUCGAAAGGUGCCCGCUGUUACUUUACCGACCCAGCAGAUACCCCGCCAGCUUCCGGCUAGUUUUGAUAACCACUCGCCGAAGGUACGACCGGAGCUUGGGUCAAUUGGAAGUGGUGGAUCAAAUGGUAGCAGUGGAUCAAAUGGUAGCAGGGGAUCAAGUGGGAGUAGUGGGUCAAUUGGUAGUGGGAGUAUAUCAAUUGACAGUGGGAGUAUAUCAAUUGGCAGUGGGAGUAUAUCAAUUGGCAAUGGGGAAAGUGGCGGACUGACAGACGCAAGGGUACCUGCCAUUGGAUCUUUCACCACUAACCUCAUAUCUCCCACGACUGUCACCACUUUCACCACCGUCAUCACCGCCGUUGACACCCAGUCAACAUACCCACUUCUGGAAUUCACCCUAGAAGAUGGGCUGCUUCUACCAGCUGAACAGGUCCAAGAGCCUGACAUUCUUGAUCUUGAUUAUAUCAGCCCCACCUUCUCCAGUUUCGCACAGAUCGAGUUUGAAGAUAUGCUUCUGUACUACUAAUACCAGAGAGAUUGGGAGACUUGAAGCAUGGAAGUAUGCUCUAGAAGUACGAGAAAAUAUGGGAGUCCUCUGGACAGUACUUCUGCCUAUCGCCUGACCAGUAAAGUAACAAAAUGCAUAUCGCCAAUUACUUGGCAAUCCACAACUGUGACUAUCUAACGUCCAACACCUACAAUUUCGUCCACCUCCUGAGUCAUCUACAACCUGUCGAUCGCCUUCUGAGUCAUCCAACGACCCAACUCGUGAAUACCAUCGUCAAGUAAUUCGCCACUAUGCAUGACACUGAGAUUGUUGUAUUACUAAGGCAGUGACUAAUCUCCUAAAAAUAUACGAAAUAUUCCG